Megalops cyprinoides (Indo-Pacific tarpon) is the source of this 4233-nucleotide messenger RNA. RefSeq names its product protein O-mannosyl-transferase TMTC2-like. Gene Ontology annotation, molecular function: protein binding; mannosyltransferase activity. The record is from RefSeq and is a predicted model, not a curated record. Gene Ontology annotation, cellular component: endoplasmic reticulum membrane. Gene Ontology annotation, biological process: protein O-linked glycosylation via mannose. The transcript has 12 exons. NCBI's taxonomy places the organism in Eukaryota, Metazoa, Chordata, Actinopteri, Elopiformes, Megalopidae. Bases 324 to 2834 code for a protein of 836 amino acids.
GCGUUAUAUUUACUGACCAAGGGCUGCAAGUCCCGCACUCGCCAGAGCAAAGCUUUCCAUAUAUCGUCAGUUACUGUACAGAGACAAUCUGCAUGCCAUCUCUCCGGAUUAACGAAGAUUUCCACGCGGCCACGAUGGGUUAGAGGGGCGAUGCACGGAAUAUUCAGUUCGAACCACUUUGCAAGGAUGGGAGUUGGAAUGUGUUUUUUGCACCUUGACAAAGAAGAAAGAAAAUAGAGACGGGAAUUCAGAGGGAGGAGAACACGUAUCCUCUCCUCUUUAUUUUAAUUUCCUUCCUUUCUUUUUCUUUCUUUUUUUGAGAAAUGAUUGAAGAGUUGGUGUGCAGCGCCGUAGCUUUGGUCCUCUAUCUGAACACCCUGGGCGCCGAUUUUUGCUACGAUGACAGCCGUGUAAUUAAGACCAAUCAGGACCUGCUCCCAGAAACCCCCUGGAUCAACAUCUUCUACAAUGACUUCUGGGGCACCCAGCUCACCCACAGCGGUAGCCACAAGUCCUUCCGCCCGCUCUGCACCCUCUCCUUCCGCCUCAACCACGCCCUGGGCGGUCUGGAGCCCUGGGGCUACCAUCUGGUCAACGUCACCCUGCACGCGGCCGUCACGGGGCUCUUCGCUGGCCUGUCCCGCCUCCUGCUGGGCGGUGGCCGCUGGACACUGAUGGCGGGGCUGCUCUUCGCCUCGCACCCCAUCCACACAGAGGCGGUGGCGGGCGUGGUGGGCCGGGCGGACGUGGGCGCGGCGCUCUGCUUCCUGCUGUCGCUGCUGUGCUAUGCGCGGCACUGCGAGCUCCGCCCCGGCUCCGCCCCCCGUCGCUGGCCCCUCCUCCUGGCCAGCCUGGCCCUGGCCGCCUGCAGCAUGCUCUGGAAGGAGCAGGGCGUCACCGUCCUCGCCGUCUCCGCCGCCUACGACCUCUUCGUCUUCCACCGCCUCAGGCUACGGCAGGUCCUGGACCUCCUCCACAGGAGGAAGAACUUGAACCUGCUCUUGAGCUUGAGUUUGCUGGGUUUCUGGGGCGCUGCUCUACUGAUCACUCGCCUGUACUGGAUGGGCAACAAGCCGCCGAGCUUCUCCAACUCUGACAACCCGGCGGCCGAUUCGCCCAGCCUCCUCACCAGGACGUUGACCUUUCUCUACCUGCCCGUGGCUAACGUGUGGCUGCUCUUGUGCCCGGACACCCUGAGCUUUGAUUGGUCAAUGGACGCCCUGCCCUUGCUGAGGACCUUCUCUGACUGGAGAAACCUUCACACCAUAGCCUUCUAUUUGGGAUUACUGUUCCUGGCUUGGGUUGGCCUUCGGAGUCCAGCGAAGGUCAAGGAAGCCAAUGGGAAAGUGCACGUCACGAACGGAAAGCCCAGCACCAAUGGGCAUAGCUACCAUUCCACCCCGGACCACAUGAACUCCGAGUCAGUGCCCCCAGUUAGCAUGGAAAAUGGUGUAAAAAACCACUGCCUACCAAGGACAUCUCCGCCCACCACCGAGAACGUGGUGGUGUUCUCCCUGGGGCUGCUGUCCAUCCCUUUCCUCCCCGCCACCAACCUGUUCUUCUACGUGGGCUUUGUGAUUGCGGAGAGAGUACUGUACAUCCCCAGCAUGGGCUUCUGCCUGCUGGUGACAGUGGGCAUGAGGGCCCUGUUCAUCAGACUGAGGAGGAGGUCCUCCAGGGCCCUGCUGCUCUGCUGCAGUGUCACUCUGCUUCUUCUCUACGGCAUUAAAACCGUGCUGAGGAACCAGGACUGGCACAACGAGGAGAUGCUGUACAGGUCAGGGAUACGCGUGAACCCUGCUAAAGCAUGGGGAAAUCUGGGAAACGUCCUGAAGAACCAGGGCAAGAUCGCUGAGGCGGAGCAGGCCUACAGGAACGCCCUGCACUACCGCAGCAACAUGGCCGACAUGCUGUACAACCUAGGCCUGCUGCUACAGGAAAACAACCAGCUCUCCGAGGCGCUGAAUUACUAUAAACUUGCCAUUGGGAGCAGGCCAACUUUAGCUUCUGCGUACUUGAACACGGGGAUCAUCCUCAUGAACCAGGGGCGUCUGGACGAGGCCAAACGGACCUUCCUCACCUGCGCCGACAUCCCCGACGAAAACCUGAAGGACCCCCACGCCCACAGGAGCUCGGUAACCAGCUGCCUCUACAACCUGGGGAAGCUGCUUCACGAACAGGGCCACCAGGAGGAAGCCCUUUCAGUGUAUAAAGAAGCAAUACAGAAGAUGCCAAGACAGUUUGCACCUCAGAGCCUCUACAAUAUGAUGGGAGAGGCCUAUAUGAGGCUGAACAAACAGAGGGAGGCAGAACACUGGUACAGAGAGUCUCUGAGGGCCAAGCCUGACCACAUCCCCGCUCACCUGACCUAUGGGAAAUUGCUGGCCACCAGGGGACAGAAGAUUGAAGCGGAGAGGUACUUUCUGAAGGCGAUCAAGCUGGAUCCUAAUAAAGGGAACUGCUACAUGCAUUAUGGUCAGUUCCUGUUGGAGGAGUCCCGCGUGAUGGAAGCAGCCAAGAUGGCGGAAAAGGCCGCCCAGCUGGAGAGCAGCGAGUUUGAUGUGGUCUUCAAUGCUGCCCACAUGCUCAGGCAAGCCAGUCUCAAUGAAGCAGCGGAGAAGUACUAUGCGCUAGCAGCAAGCCUUAGGCCAGAUUACCCAGCAGCCCUGAUGAAUCUGGGGGCCAUCCUCCACCUCAACGGGAAGCUCCGCGAGGCGGAGUCCAAUUACCUCCGAGCACUGCAGCUCAAGCCGCACGACGCCAUCACCCAGUCCAACCUGCGCAAGCUGUGGAACAUCAUGGAGAAACAGGGUCUGCAGAGCAGGGGCCCGUGAGCCGGUCCCGGGGACCCAGGACAGACCAGGACGGGAUCGUGGCCCUCACAUGCAACCUGCUCCAGAAGUCAUGCUAUGAGGGGCUUAGCUGGCGCUUGGAUUUCAGAACAGGCCCAAAAGCCAAGCCCUUGCAAGCCCUGUGUGGGCCACAGAGUGCUGAACUAGAGCAGAGGGGGCUGCAGUGUUGAAAUCGUGGGAUAAGUCUGACCGUAAUUAGUAUUUGAUGCCUAGAAGUUCUCUUGAGGCCAGGCAUGUCCUGAGGCGAGUUGAGCUGAAAUACUAACCGCGGGGAGUACCAUGGUAAACAGGCCUAUUCAUUCCCUACGGUGGAAAGAUGUUGAAAAGCCAGCAUUUCAUGAUGGCAUCUCAUCACAAUGGUGUCCUCAGCAGUUGUCUGGUCACCAGAUACCAGGUCAGUCUGUUACAGUGCAACUACAGCACUAUACCACAACGUGUCCGGUGUUUGAGCUGAAACAGAUUUGGAUUCUCCAUGAAAAUGAAAAAUGAAAGUGAGAACAUUGCUGGCUAUAUUGAAGUUUCUCUUAGUGUCAAAGAGCUGUUCGGGUCGCUUGGAUUUGCUCAGCUUGUGAUACGCUUCCCAAAACAUGCCAUUUUUGAAACAGCAUUUAAGUUGCCAAAGCUAAACUGAGGUAGAUGAAGAGGACUGCUGUCCCAGUAGCCCUGCAGGUAAACGUAUGAUUGGACCAACCCCUGACAUUAUAGUCUGGGAUCUGAUCUGAAAAUAUGGAUUUCAUUAAACACAUGUCAGUUAAGUCUACAGAAUACAGAAGAGUGUGAUACCGUCUCUUGAACUUUCCAAGGUCAUGCGGCCUGUUCAUCAUGAGUGGCAUAAGAGUGCCAAAAAUAGGAUUUUUAUUUAUUUAUCUUUUUAAUGAUAAAUGGUUUUGUUUGAGGGAAAAGCUGAGGGACAAUUGGCCACACUAGAAAGCUUUAAUGUGCCACCUCUGUGUUAUCUUUUAUCACAUGAUCACUAUGAAAUGGUGAGAUACUGAAGCUGUUGCAGAGCUCAGAAUGUGUAAUUGCUCAACUGCUAUAUAUAUAAACAGUCAAACUAUAAAGACACAAAUCCCAAAAACAUGAUUUUGUAUUAGGUCAGUUCUAUCCUUGGUACAGUAGUGGUCAAAAUUUACCUGAAAGGGAACAGUAGUGAAUCUACAGGAAGCACUAACUCCAUUUAACAUGGGUAAAGAUGGGUGGAGGCACAGUGUGGUGAGGUCUUAAUCCUUCCUCCUCUAACUGAUGAAUUCACAAAAGUAGCGCGGUUCAAACACAAUGAAAGUCAUAUCAAGGCCACCACUCUCACAACCCACCUAAUCAAAUAACUAAAUAGCAGUCACGUUCAGUUAGCAAUGCCUCAGAGGCUAUUUCAUUUGAGAGG